CCGGGCCACUCAAUUGGGCGGCUCAUUCAAUCCCGGCUUCUGCCGUUCGAUCGAAAUCAAACGUGCAAAUCGCGGCAGCCUCUUCCAACAACACACAUCGCAACAACCGACGGCUUCCCCCGCGUGUCUGCCUCGAUACCCGAUUUACAAUGCGCCCUACCCAGAUUCUCCGCGGCGGCGGCGGCUCUGCCCCCCUCGGCAAGCAUGACCACUACCUCGGCGACUGGGGCAACUUCGGCGGCAUGAAGCAGAAGGGCAUCGUCUCGUACGGCAUCGCCCCGAACCGCCAGCACCCCUUGGCUGGUGCUGCCCACGACGCCAUCUUCAACACCUGGAGGCGCUUCAGCGCGCAGGUCCUCUACUGGGCGCCCCCGAUGAUUGCUGGCUACUAUCUCAUUAACUGGGCUGUCGAGAGGAACCACUACCUCAACUCGAAGGCCGGCCGCGCCGAGUUUGGCGGCAAGGAGGAGUAAGCGCUGUGUCAUUGGUGGCCGACCGUUGGGCGAGGGACCGUGUGAUAAAUAGACAACCGUGUACAUCACCAAAGCAAGAGUCGAGGAUAGAUUUGGGUGUUGCACCUUGUGCUCUUUCCCGGGGUCACCCCUCGCACUGCGUGAUGUUCCUGUUCACCUUUUCUAAAAGGUCAUGCCGAGUACCCAAAAUCUUGUCAGCCAAGCCGACUUUCUAGCCCUGAGAAGGACCUUUUCAGC
Thermothielavioides terrestris NRRL 8126 is the source of this 710-nucleotide messenger RNA. RefSeq lists its product as uncharacterized. Gene Ontology annotation, biological process: mitochondrial electron transport, ubiquinol to cytochrome c. The transcript has 4 exons. The coding region runs from base 150 to 473 and encodes 107 amino acids. NCBI's taxonomy places the organism in Eukaryota, Fungi, Ascomycota, Sordariomycetes, Sordariales, Chaetomiaceae. The record is from RefSeq and is a predicted model, not a curated record.